AUGAAGGAAAUGUUUAAUACAUGUGCCUGAAACUAAGGCCAAGAUAUAGUCACUCUUUUACAUUUCAUUUCUUCUGUGGAAUUUGGGGCUCAGUGUUCUAGCUGUUACAAUUCUAAUAUUCUAUGGCAUGAGAGAGGAUCCUAAGACCUGGGGAAAUGAGAUUUGGGGUUUCUACAUCUUCAAGAUUCUAAACUUCUAUACUCCCUCCAGUAAACUCAGAGUGAACAGAAACGGGUUGCGCCAGCUGGUUUACAAACAAGAAGAACUCCUGAGCCUCUCAGCAUCUCCCAAACAGCCAGAGAAUAACAAUUUAGCUUCACCCUCCAUCUGCAAACCUCCAACACACCCCCACGAGCUCCAUCCUCUACCUAGCAAAAGCCGAGUCUGAAAGUCUUAGGGGCGGGAACCAAAACUUGCUAGCUGAGGAAAGAGCGGGAGCUGUAACUGCAAGAGGGUGGUGGAGUCUGGGCCCGCCCAUCCGCCUAAACUGCUGACUUCCUGGUCACAGCAGGCAUCCGCAAGGGUAGCAGGCCACCGCGGCUGCGAACCCCAGAGCCAUGGGGCAGGCGCGGGAUGCCAUCCUGGACGCUCUUGAAAACUUGACCCCGGAGGAGUUCAAAAAGUUCAAGAUGAAGCUGCAGUCAGUGCCUCUGCGCGAGGGCUACGGACGCAUCCCGCGGGGGACCCUGCAGCAGAUGGACGCCAUAGACCUCACUGACAAGCUUGUCAGCUUCUACCUGGAAGCUUAUGGCGCGGAGCUCACAAUGACUGUGCUUAGAGAGAUGGGCAUGCAGGAGCUGGCUGAGCAGCUGCAAAGGGUCAUUCAGAGAGAGUCUGGAGCUGUGGCAGCUGCAACCAGUGCCUCUCCUCAAAGGGUAGCCAGAACAGCACACUUCAUUGACCAGCACAGACAAGCACUGAUUACCAGGGUCACGGACGUGGACGCCCUGCUCGACGCCCUGUUAGGCAGUGUGCUGACUAAUGAACAGUAUGAGGCAGUUCGAGCGGAGACCACCAACCCAAACAAGAUGAGGAAGCUCUUCAGCUUCACUCCAGCCUGGGACCUGACCUGCAAGGACUUGCUCCUCGAGGCCCUGAGGGAAACACUACCCUACUUAGUGACCGACCUGGAGAAGAACUGAGGUAUUUUCUCCAGCUACAGUCCCUACCCAUGUCGCUCCUAACUUUGAAUACACAAAUUUUUAAAAAAUCAGUUUGUACUGUUUUCUCUGCUCCCUUGGAUGUUUGUGCCUAGCUAAGCUACAUUUUUAAAGGCCAAAUAGGCUAAGUGGUAGAUCAUGGACCUCCCAUGCACAAACCCCUGGGGUCAGUCUCUAACCCCAAAAUUCCAGAGUUCUGGUUUCACUGUUCUAGUGUGUAAGACUUCUCAAAUGAUUCCUGGUUCCCCACUGGGGAGCGUUUCCAUAUUAUCCCAAGGGACUACUCUUGAAAACACACUUAACAUAUCCAUCCAAAAAAAGUUUAAAUGGGUAUAUUGAGAAUAUAUGGGGAUAUGUACAAUGGGGCUUAGAAUCGAGAGGGGCAGCCUUGCCAGAGGCAUCUAGAAACCAGUUCAUAAAAGACUCUUUAUGUGCUCUACCUUUUCCAUAAUUAUACUAUUUUCACAUGAGGCAGAAGUACCAGCAGGUUACCAAGGAAGCCCAGAUGCCAAGCACCGACCAGCUUCACUCCCUCUAUCAGACUUGGUCUAACCUCUUAGCUGAAACAGGCCUACAGCUGGUCCUCUCUACUUCCAGUCCCCCUCCAAAGGCCUGAGUAACCAAAACUGCUCAUAGGAACAGACUGUCUUAUUAUCACACCUGAACUUCCAGCCUGGUCCUUAAGCCCACCCAACCGCAUCUCCUCACACACACUUCUACUUAUACCCAUAUCCACUAUUUGCUCACACCAGGCACUACUUACACACUUGGCAUACAACUCUGGAAAGUCUUGAAAUCUACUUGUCCCAGCAUGCUCAAGGGCACACCUACUGGCUCAGAAAACAUUUCCCAGUGUCUCCAUGGUAAAGUAAACCAUUGCCACAGUAUAUUUUCACAAGGAACCCUUCUAAUAGACUGGGCCUGUCAUUAUAAAACAAAUUUUUUUCCUAAUUCCUAUUUUUUUUUAAUUUUCAUAUAAACUUGUUAGGCAUGGUGGCACAUGCCUUUGACCCAUCACUACCCAAGCCAGCCUGGUCUACAGUGUUCCAGGCCAGCCAGGGAUACAGGGAUGUUAAGAGCCUGACCGAGAAAAUGUAACUCCACAGGAACCUAAUGGUUCCAUCAGACAGGACCAUAAAUAAUACUUUUGCAAGAGUAGCCUUAGGGCUGGGGAUGGAACCCCACUCUAGAGGGCUUGUCUACCAACCUGAACCCUGGGUUUGUUCCCACCCCUCAUGAGAACACCUGUUAGUCCCAGCACUGUGGAGACAGAGGCAUGAGAGUACAGAUGGGAGGCAGAGAUAGAAUGGCCCUGAAGCUCACAGGCUAAUUUGCAGCACAGCAACAGGAAGAACUGACUCCCAAAAGUUUGUCCUCAAGCCUCUAAGUACAGACAUACGUGCUCACAUACACACACACAAAAUACAUUUUUAAAUUUUCUUUAAAAUGGAUAAGCCCUUGAGGCUGGACGAACGACUCAGCAGUCAGCUCUUCCAGAGGGACCAGGUUCAAUAUAGUGCCCAUGUGAAGGCUCAGUCUGUAAUGCCUGUUCCCGGGAAUUUGAUGCCCUCUUCUGGCCUUAGCAGGUACUGCAUGCAUGUGGUGUACAGACAUGCAAAAAGCAUCCAUAAUAAAAUAAAAAAAAAUUUAAAUAAUCUUCGUCAUGGCUCCUGAUAUCACCAAAGGCCAUGCAGUAACACAGGAUCAGUCACCCGAUGCAAGAUAGGGAUCUGAGAGUCAUGCUGCAGCUGGGUCCAUAAAGAUCCGAGUGACCUGUACUGCCACAAGAUGCCCUGAUGACAUCUGAGCCCAGGCUGCUGAGGACCACGGCUGGGUCUUUGUUGAUGUCCAUGGCCUGUGGUGCCACCAAAGGCCACACAGAUGCCUGGGGUCUAGGCCCACAAUGAGGCCAUGCUGGCACCCAAGGCCAUGGCACCACUACUGGGGCCACACCAAUCUGAGUGGCCUGCACUAUCAUAUGGGGCCAUGGUGUCAUCUGGGCCAAGGCUGCUGCCAAGGGCCAUGUCUGGGUCUGUAGUUCUAUGGCAGCCAGAUCUGUGUUAAUGUCUGUGGCUGUUGAUACCAUCAAAGGCCAUGUCAAUGCCAGGGGUCUGAGGCACCACCUGGGGCUACAUUGGUGUCUGAGGGCCACUCGGCUGCUGCUGGAACCAUGUCAAUCUCAGUGGCCUAUCCUGCCACCUGGGGUCAUAGUGACAUCAGAGCCCAGGCUGCUGCUGGGGACCAUGGUUCUCCCACAGCCAGGUUCUGUGUUGAUGUCCAUGCCCCAUGGUACCACCAAAGGCCACGUGGAUGCCCAGGUCUAGGGCACAACCUGUGGCCAUGUUGGUGUCUGAGGGCUGUUACCACUAGAGCCAUGCUGAUCUGGGUGGCCCACGCUGCCACACAGGGUCAUGGUGUCUUCUGGGCCUGAGUUGCCAAUGUGGGCCAUGUCUGGGUCCAUGGUUAAGCAGCAGCCAGGGUCUGUGCGAAUGGCCAGGUCUGGACAGCAGACCAUGUUGGUAUCUGAGGGCAUUGCUGCCACUGGGGCCAUACUGAUCCAGGUGGCCUGUGCUGCCACCGGGGCCAUAGUGACACCUGCGCCCGAGCCACUGCUGUAGCUGGGGUUAGUGAUAAUAUCCAUGGCCUGUGUUACCAGAGUGGGUCAUAGGAACCAUGCGUAUGAAAUCCGAGAGCUGUGCCAACAGCCCUGCCCCCUCGUGGACACUGUAGCAGGAGCUGCCUCCCUCCACCAAUCCACUCCCACUCUGGAGAGAUGGCCCCACCACUCACCACAUGCAUGGAGAGCUGCUGACCCUGAUGGCAUAGGCCUAGGAGAGCUGGCUCUGCCCCUCACCUGAGGUUGACAGUCCCAGUGGUCCAAACCAACCAGUUCAGCUACCACCCAGACCCACAUCCUGGACCUUGGGUCAGCCCACCCUAACAUCUGCCCCAUCUAUGACCUGCUGGAAUAAGUAAAGGGACUGGUCAGCAGAACAAUUCCCACAGGAUCUCGGGGCAGCAGCAGGAUAUCCAAGAGGCGUUUCAGUGAGGGUCCAGUGAUGAUAGUGUGCUAGAGGCCUUGACCAGACCAAGGACUCAUUGAAAUGAACAUUUGCAAGUAAAGCUGAUUGGACAAAAGGGUCUACUGUGUGACACACUACAGCUUCCGAUGCCACUAGAAUUGAAUGAAGAGGUGUUAGAAGAGCGAGGUGAUUUGUUUUGUUUUGAAUUAAUUUGGGGGGGUCAUGCUGCAUGAGUAGAGAUAGAUACGAAUGGACUGGAAGUGAGCAGGAUUAGGGUGAAUGUGAAAUUCCCAAAGAAUCAAUAAAGAAUUCUGUUUAAAAAGAAAAAACACUUGGGAGACAUAAGCAGGCAGAUCUCUGAGUUCUAGGACAGCCAUUCAGUCAGAAUUACAUAGUAAGUACCAGUCUCAAAAAAGUUUUUUUUAAAUAAAUCCUUAAAAAAAAUAGUUCCAGUUGGGCGGUGGUGGCGCACGCCUUUAAUCCCAGCACUCGGGAGGCAGAGCCAGGCGGAUCUCUGUGAGUUCGAGGCCAGCCUGGUCUACAGAAUGAGAUCCAGGAAUGGCGCAAAGCUACACAGAGAAACCCUGUCUUGAAAAAAAAAAAUAAAAAAAUAGUUCCAAAGCAAUGUUUCUUUGGUUUUGUUUGUUUUGGGGGGUGUUAUUUGUCCUGGAAUUCGAUAUAUAGGCCAGACUGUCCUUGAACUCAAGAUCCAUCUGUCUCUUCCUCGAGUGCUCAGAUUAAAGGCUUGUGCCACUAUGCCCAGCCUGAAGCAGCGUAGUUAAUAGUUUUCCCGAGGGCUAAGGAGAUGGCUGGGGGUAGAGGUGAGAGAGUAAAGUACUUGCUGAACAAAGGUAAGGAUCUGAAGUCAGACCCCAGAACCUAUAUAUAAGCUGGAAACAAACCAACAACUAACCUCUUUGGUAAAAUGGGAAGCAGAGAAUGCCUGGAAGCUCCCAGACUGGUCAUGAGACCCUAAUUCAAACAUGGUAGAAAGCAAGCACCAACACCCUAGGUUGUCCUUUGACCUCCACAUAUAAGCCCUGGCCCUGGUGCUUAGAACACACAUACACAUACACACACACACACACACACACACACACACACAAUCAGAUCUUGGGGACUCCCCUUCCUCUUUGUAUUUUUUCCCUAGAAGUAGGGAAGAAUUCAGUUCUAGAAGUCUUAGAUUUAGGACAUAACAUAGUGGUUUGAGUAAAAGUUCUAAAGGAUGGAAAGUCAAACCCAGCUCCUGGUCUUACUAUGAUGAAAGCUGUACCCUCAGUAUCCCUCUGCAAAGUAAGAAUAGUAAGACCUAGCUCAUCUCUUAACAGCACUGGGAAAUGCACAUUAGUGUCAAUAACUCUUUCUAAUAGGUCAUUUAAUUGCAUCUGGGUGCCUGCGCUGCCUACUACAUGGAAGACCAUCCAUCUAAAAUUACCUUCCAGUCUUGGUGGUAUGUAAAGCUAACCCACAAAGCAGCCCCCCACAUCUCCAGUGCAUUGGAGCACAUCCCAGAGCUAGACGUUCAGAACACUACAAGCAAGAACUAGACAGCCACUGGUCAGAUCAAACAGUCAGGCCACAAAGGAGGAGCUUUGAAGGCACUAGACAAAGUGACAAAACUCAAUCUAAUGUUCACCAAUAGUCCCAACCAGGAGUCCCACAGAAAUUCCCAACAUCAUAGUUUAUGCCGAACUCUUUAAGAUCUACCCCCUCUGACAGGGUUUCUGUGUAACCCUGGAACUCACUCUGUACACAUUCCCUUGCUUCUGCCUCCUGAGUGUUGGGGUUAAAGGUGUGUGCCACUACUGCCCAGCUACACCAAACUCUUAUCGACGCCCAACCUAACAAAAAUUAGUUACAAAAAAGACAAAUCUGAAACUUUUAGGUUUUGGGGGGGCCAGGUUGGCUUUAUUGAGACAGGGUCUAUACAGAGCAGGCUGGCCUUCCACUCAGAGAUCUGCCUGCUUCUGCCUGAGUGCUGAGAUUAAAGGUGUGCCAGGCUCAAAAACUUUUAAGACUCACUGCAUCACAUUUUCCCAUGUCUUCCACCCACGUGCUGGGACUACAGGUGGACUAUAUACGACUAUUCAAACUGAUAGACCUUCCUUCUCAAUCUAGUCAAGCUUCAGUCUUUGAACAAGAAUAAAAGCCAUCUUUGAACAAUAAAAGCCAGCCUAAGCUAGGCUUGUGCUACUUACAAAAAUUUGUAUAUAGGAUGGGUAUAGUAGCAUACACCUUAAUCCUAGCAAUUAGGAGGCAGAAGCCUGGUCUAGUGUUUCAGGACAGCCAGAGCUCAUGAUUCCAAUUAACAUACAGAAGAGAUGAUCCAAGCACACAUUUUCUGCCUAACUUCCUCUUCCUAAGAUUUAUCUUUAUUAUUUUUAAUUAUGUAUAUACAUGUGUGUCUAGGGGUGUGUGCAUGUAUGUGGCCAGAAGCUUUGGAUCACCCUGGAGGUGGAGUUACAGGUGGUUUCGAGCUGCUUGAUGAGGGUGCAAGGGACCAAACCAACCUCUACAAGAUCAGUGUGUGCUGAUCUUGCUCAGGCAGUCUUUAAAAAAUUAAAAUUAGAAAAAGGGGGGGCAUUGAAGAAAUAACUCAGCCGUUAAGAGCACUUACUGUUCUUGCAAAGCAUCUAGAUUUGGUUUUCAGCAUCCACAUGUUGGCUCACAAUCAUUCACAGUACACACAUGGUAUAUAUAUCCAUGAAGGCAAAACACUCAUACAUAAAAUAUGUAAACCUAAAAAAAUGAAGAUAGCUAUGUUUACUGGCAGAAACAAUAUAACAUAGUGAGAGGCUGGGGGAAGUACAACUUGAGGCAGGAACGAGAACAGUGCAGGGACUGUGGAGCUGUCAUAAGAAGUCAGGGCUGGAGAGAUGGUUCAGUGGGUCAGAGCACACACUGAUCUUGUGCCCACAUCAAGCAGCUCAAAACCACCUGUAACUCCACCUCCAGAGUGAUCCAAAGCUUCUGGCCACAAACACGCACACACUCCCAGACACACAUGUAUAUACAUAAUUAAAAAUAUUUAAAGAUGAAUCUUAGGAAAAGUCAGGCAGAGAAUGUGUGUCUGGGUCAUCUCUCCUGUAUGGUAACUGGUAUCCUAGUUAGGUGUCUAUUAUCUGUGAUAAACACCAUGACCAAAAGCAACUUGUGGAGGAAAGGCUUUAUUUGGCUUACAUGUGCUGCUCAGGUCAUCAUGAUGAGAAAGAAGUCAGGGUAGGAACAAGGCAGGAACUGAACCAGUACUCCUUGGGAUAAAGGAAACUCCCAAUCCCGUUAAAUAAGGAAGAAGGAAGAAAAGAAGGAAAGAAGAAAGAGUUAGAAAGGAAGAGAGAGCAAGCAAGCAACUUCUAGUAGUCAGGUAGGUAGUAGACCCAUGCCUAUAAUCUUAGUACUCAACAGGUAGUAGAUCACAAGUUCAAAGCCAUCUUAUGCUAUAGUAAGGGUCCAUUUCAAAAAAUAGUUAAGUCGCCGGGUGGUGGUGGCGCACGCCUUUAAUCCCAGCACUCGGGAGGCAGAGCCAGGCGGAUCUCUGUGAGUUCGAGGCCAGCCUGGGCUACCAAGUGAGUUCCAGGAAAGGCGCAAAGCUACACAGAGAAACCCUGUCUCCAAAAACCAAAAAAAAAAAAAAGUUAAGUCAACAUGUGACCUCACACUGGCAUGUCACCAUCAAAACACAAGAACAUUAUGAAUGCAUGAAAUUACACAUACCGAAGGUAUAUGUGGAACAAGAGAAUUUCACGUUUCCAACCCCAAAAUACAAAUAUGAAUAUUCCAAAACUUAAAAAUACCAGAAACCCAAAAAAACUCCUGAUCCUAAUCAUGGAUUUGGGUUAUUAAAUUAGUAGAUAAUCUGCACAUUAAACUUGAAGGAUUAUUCAAACCACCUCAACUGACACAAGUUUAGAGGUGGGAUUAAAGGCAUGCAUCCACACUCGGGUGCUCUCUGCCUCAUGUUGUCAGUAUUGAGAUGUGAGCUCUCAGUUGUUCUCACUUUGCUCUACCAUCAUGAACUCUAACGCUCUGUAACCGUAAACCCAAUGAAAUGCUUUUAGGUUGCCUUGGUCAUGUUUCAUUACCACUAAGACAAAGUCCAUAGUAAAUAAAAUUGACUAAACUUACCUCCAACUUCAGAAAAAUUUUUAAAAAAGCCUAUCAUAAAACCCCAGACAUUUCAAAGCACUAAAUAAUCUCAAGUGGAAAACACUGACCCCUUUUGGAGGUGGUGUAUGGACAAGAUGCCACCUGGAAAGAACUUAUAUUCUUCAAAGCUUAUUCUCAUGGCCCUACCCAUCCCAACCCAGCCUGUCAAUCCACUUUUUGAAAGAUAUUUAAUGGACUGGAGGGAUGGUUCAUCUACUAAACAUACUUGCCUUCAGUUUUGUUCCCAGCACUAGGGAGUACUCUCUGGCAUUCACAAAUACCUGCAAACAAGUGGUAUCCACUCACAUACAUAAAAUAAUUAAGCUAAGCUUAAUGGUGCUCACCUUGAAUCCCAGCACUUGGAAGGCAAAGGCAGGUAGGUCUCCAUGAGUUCAAGGUCAGUAUGGUCUACAUAGGGAGUUCCAGGCCAGCCAAAGCUACAUAGUUUGUCUCAAAAAAAAAAGAAAUAAAUAGUAGACUUGGGGGAGGGGAUGGGGUGGAAAUUAAAACCAAAGUUUUUCGUGUUUUUUUGUUUUUUGCUUUUAAGAUUUAUUUUAUUAUAUAUAGAGCAUGUAUGACUGCAGGCCAGAAGACGGCACCAGAUCUCAUUACAGAUGGUUGUGAGCCACCAAGUGGUUGCUGGGAAUUGAACUCAGGACCUCUGGAAGUAGAAUCAGUGCUCUUAACCUCUGAGCCAUCUCUCCAGCCCUCUUGUUUUUUCAUUUUUUGAGACAGGAGUUUCUCUGUGUAAUUCUGGCUGUCCUGGAACUCAUUCUGUAGACUAGGCUGGCCUCAAACUCAAAUCCAUCUGCUUCUGCCUCUGCCUGCUCAGAUUGAAGGCGUGCAUCACCACCAUCUGGCAAAACUAAAGUGCUUAAAAGGAUGCCCAGAGCUUGGCUUUCCACUACAGUACCAGCACUCAACCAAACAACACAAGUUUCUGUGUUUAUCCCAACAAGUUGGCUAGCACUCAAUUGCUUCUCAACAAAGCCCUUCUCCUCCCAGCACACACAAUACACCAAUACCCAAAACCAACACUACAUCCAAGAGUCCUGAGCACUGUGUAUUAGCAGGAGUGUUAGUCUGCCAGAUCCCUCUUAUUCCAGACUCAUGAAUUCUGACAACUUCAGAAUCAAUUAUUUCCCAAAGCUCUGAACUGCUAACCAUCAAAAAUCCCUGAGAUCAAAUCUGCCAACAUGCUCUAAGUUUAAGUCUAUUCUCUGGAUGCCAGCACAACUUGUGGUCUUCCUGCUUUGGCUUCUGAAUGCCAACCAAGAUGACAGGCAUGUGCCAUCACACUUGUUCUCCAAAAGCCCAACAAAUGCAUUAAAACUAAGUAUUGUAGCAGUAUCACUUCUGGGCAUAUACCAAAGAAAAUGGAAUAAACAAAAGCAUGUCCAAUACCCUCCUUUUGCAGUACUCAAAAAGCUAAGCUAUGCUAAGACGCCAGCUAAUUAAGUUUGUCUGGAGUAUUUUGAGAGAGGUGCUGUGAUUACAGGCAUGAACCACUAUGACGAGCAGAUGAGUUGCAUGUGAUAUACCUUCAUGUGUGCACAGGUCUGUGCAGAGGCCAGACAUUAAUUGUCUCCCUCAACAGUUCUAAUCACUGGAGCACUAGGUCAUCCUCAGAAACUAGCAAGUCCAAGGCCAGUCUGGGCUACCUAAGACUCUACUGGGGGGGGGGGGGGGGGUGUGAGUGCUAGAGAAAUGGCAACAGUUAAGAGCACUUGUUGCUCUUCCAGAGAACCUGCGUUCAGUUCUCAGCACUCACAUGGUGACCCACAACCAUCCCUAACUCCAAGUCUAGGGAGCUGAUGCCCUUUUCUGAUCACCGUGCAUAACCAGGAAUACCCAUGGUGCACAUAUACAUGCAAGCAAAUAUUUGACUGAAGAAUUCCCACAGAGCCAACAGCCAGUUUGACUCUCCAGUGUUAACACCUAGCUUUGAUCUGCCUUUUGUGAUUGCUACCUCCUGUCUCCAUACCUUCUCAGUGUUUUCCUAGGGGAUCAAAGCCUAUGCAAACUUAAGUUUAGGAACAACCCAGAAAACUGGUAUUCUUUACUGAGGUUUUACAUUUGGCGUUGUCCCUCUGAGGGGCUUAGGUCAAAGACUUUGGAAUUGACGUAUUAAAGGCGUGAAUUAUAUAACAAUAAAAGGUGCCGUUGCUCAGGGAGGGCAGUUCAGUCGAGACAAUCCACCCUGCAGGUGGAAAAGGCUAAAGAUUCAUCCUCAAGGUGCCUCCUUUCAUGAUUCCACUGACACAUGAGAACACCCACACCUGAUAUACAACUACACAUUAAAAAGUAAACCUCCAGGGGUGGUGGAGCUCAUCUUUAGUUCCAGCACUCUGGAGGAAGAGGUAAGCAGUUAUCUGAGAUACCUAAGUUCAAGACCAGCCUGGCCUAAACAGUGAGAGUCUUUCUGUAUGAAGCUAGAGACCUUGUCUCAAAAUACAAACUCAUCUUUCAAAAAAAUCACUUAAAUAAAAUAAAAUCAAUUAUAAGAUGGGGGAAAGACAUAGCUCAACAUGUAAUUCAAACAAGUAAUGCAGCUAAGCAGUGGUGGCACUUGCCUUUAAUCCCAGCACUCGGGAGGCAGAGACAGGCAGCCGAGUUGAGGCCAGCCCGGUCUACAAAGCGAGUUCCAGAACAGUCAAGAGCUAUUGCACAGAGAAAACCCUGUCUCCAAAAACCAGGAAGGAAAAAACCAAACACGCCACUGGGUGUCACAAUUUUGUCAUCAAUGAUGACUGGGCACCAGAACCAAUUGUCUUGUUAUCCAUUUAUUUCCUCAUCUACCCACAGACUAUGCUGGACCUAACCACUACCAAUCACUGGGCACUAGUUACCUGAUAAUAAACUUCAACCUUAGGGCUGGAGAGAAGGCUCCAAGGUCAAUAGCACAUAAUGAUCAAGUUCCAGGACAGCCAGGUCUAUAUAGUGACCCUGUCUCAAAAUACCAAAACAAAAAGCACAUACUGGUCUUUACAAAGGACCCGAGGUUAGUUCUCAGCAGCCAUAGCAGGUGGCUCACAAUUGCCUGAAACUACCUCCAAGGAAUCACUCUUCUGGUCUCUGCAUGCACCUAUAGAACACAUGCAGACAACACAUACACAUAAACAAAAUGAAGUAUUUAGUUAGAAACAAAAAAGCUUCAAUCUUCAUUUCUUCUAGCUGCAUGGAUUAGGGAACCACAACCAAACUCUAAUGUAUUAGAACCCUAAUAGGUGAAGCAGCAGCAGUACACAUCCAUUAGGCUUCUCAAACCAAAUUAACACAUCAAAUAAACAGCCUAUCAAAUAAGCAGAGUCAGGGGCCUAACUACAGCUUAGCUGAGGAUUCUUAUCCAGGCAUGGAAGAUUUGCACACGUACCAAGUUUAAUGAGACUAAUACACUUCCCAAAACAUUCAGGGCCUUUAACCUUAAAGCAUGCCUACUCACAGGUGAACCUUUAACAAAGCCAUCAAGAAACUCCUCUCACAAACACAUUUCAGCAUAAACUUCAACAUAAGGCUGAGGAUGGUAGCUCAGUAGAAAUUCUAGCCCUGCUGAAGAGGAAAGGAAAAAAAAAAAAAAACUCUGCAAGAAAGCACCUCCCAACAAUAGGUCUCAACACAUCUGUAGGGCAUGCUUCAGAUAAUAGCUUCUGUAUACAAACUGUUCAUCAGGCAUCAUAAAUCAAGCCCUACUUUGUGCUGACAUGGUGCCUGUCUGUAAUCCCAGCACUGGGAAAACUGAAGGAUUCAUACAUAUUUAAGGAUAGCACAGGCUACCAGGCCUGCCAAAGUUAAAUGACAAGACGGUCAAAAAAAACCUUCAGGAGGUACAAAUUAAUGAGCAGCUCUAGAGCUGUCCAAUAUUAAAGAUUGUGGGAUAGAAACUAGUACAACCGAAACACAAAAUCCGUCUUUGCUCUAGGCAGUUUUACCAUUGUGACCUGAUGCUGUCUUCUACAAAUACAAAGUUCAUGCUCAAAAACCAUGCAGUUGGUUGGGCAUGAUACCCACUUCGUCUUUAAUCCCAGAAACAGUGACACGUUGUUAAGAAACGUAUUACACCAGGCGGUGGUGGCACACGCCUUUAAUCCCAGCACUCAGGAGGAAGAGCCAGGCAGAUCUCUGUGAGUUCGAGGCCAGCCUGGGCUACCAAGUGAGUUUCAGGAAAGGCGCAAAGCUACACAGAGAAACCCUGUCUCAAAAAACAAACAAAAAAAAAGCAUAUUACAAAAAUAAAAGAGCAUGUUUUGUUUACUGUUUUGUAUUGGGCUACAUUCUAAGAUUUUUGCCUAUUGACACUAAUUUCUUACUGACCUAUUUGGAUUUUUUUUUGGGGGGGGGCAGGGGUGGGGGAUGCUCCCCCCCACCUUUUUGGCAUGACAGCAAGUCCAUGCUGGACUUGAACUUCCAAUCUUCCUGCCUCCACACACCUAAGUACCAGGAUUACAGAAAUCCAUAACCACGCCCAACUGGUUUUGGUUUGUUGGCUUUGGGACUUUGUAGCCAGAGAGCAAUCAAGUUGGAAACCCUGCCACCAGUGCUGGGAUUACUAUACCUAGUUUUCAGUUCUAUAUGCUAAUAUAAACACUGUUGCCCAACAGGGACAAGUUACUAAACACAUCAAGUGAAAAGGCUGGGGGUUACGAUGUUUUAGCUCCUCACUGAGGACCCUUUUAUCAUUCAACUUUCCUUAAGAGGAACUGUAGCCAAGAAUAGCGUCUUCAAUCCUAGCACCCAGGAGGCAGUUUUAGGUGAGCCAGGGCUACACAAUUACCAUAGUCCUAUAAUCCUAGCUGAUAGGAUGAAAGGGUAGAUUAUUCAAUCUACUUUGAAAAAAGGAGAUACAGAUAUGCUGGAAUAAGGGUAGAUUACUGAAUCUACUUUUAAACCAAAAAGCAACUACUAGUUUUAAAUAUUUUACAUUUGAUAUGGAUCUUUGUAUAUUGAUAUAAAUUUGAGGUUUUUGUUAGAACUGUACAUACAUUUCAAAUCUUGUUCAAGAUAUUGUACCUAUACAACUCAUUUAAAAAUUUAUUGUCCUUGAAAGUUAUUAUUACCAACUAAUUAGGAUAUAAAGAAAUACAGGUUAGUAGUCAUGUUACAAUCAAACUUGUAGUCAUGGUAGGUUAUGUUUUCAAGGUCAAACAUAUAUUUAGAUAAGCUAUCUUCAAACACUUAGAGAUCUACAGAAUAUGGCAUUUAAGGUAUUUUAAUAACAGGUUUUUUUUCUUGUUUUAUGACAAUGAGACAUGCGCCUGUUCCUGGCAGCACCAAUUUUACUUCAAAGAUGGGCAUCCAGGAAACUCUAUAUAGUUUACUUUCUUUGGGGCAAAAAUUAGUCACUGGGCAAGAAAAUGCCCUUGCCUCAACUGCUGACAGUAUGCUGUCCCAAUGGGACAAGUAGGACACAAAAGGACUGCCAAACUUGGCUAAGACAAGGUAGGAGAAUAUCCUGCUUCACAGAAAAGUCUGUCAGAUAUUCCAGGCCUGUAAAGCAAAGAUGAAUGCUCCAACGUUGCAAAGGAACCUUAGGUGACUGUGUAGGCAGCCAGCUGUUUCUGUCAUUUCUCGAAUUUUUUUGGAAGUCUCUUGCUUGCACUUCCCACUUACUCAGGUAAUAUUUCCUUCUUGGGUCUCUGGUGGAGCUGAAUUUACAGUUUUCCUUGUUACCAGAUUCAGAAAAGAAACUCACCAAAGAGGUGUAAAAUGUGUAAGACUGAGACAUUAAUACUUUUGGUAAUGCAAGUUAGGACAGAAAAUGAAUUACGUACACUUUGGACUCACCAAGAUAGGACAGAUAUGGGGUAUUUCCUCUGAAUUUGUCAAAUGUUAAUGGACUGGACACUGUUAAUGCAAUACUUGACUGUAUAUACUGAAUAGUUAUUGUACUUACUGUAUAUCAUUCCUUACAUUAGUUAUAACCUUAUUUUAGACAAAAAAGGGAGAAAUGUGAUUAUUUUGUUUGUGCUUUAAUAAAGCUUGCAUGGAGCUAGCCACUACAGGCCAGGCAGUGGUGACACACACCUUUAAACCCAGCACUUGGGAGGAGGAGACAGAAAUAUCACUGGGCAGAGAGGGUAAAUGGUAAGGCAGGGUGGAAACAGGAGCUCGGGUCUUUUCAGUCUGAGGAUUCAGUAGAGGAAGAAGUCUUCUAGUGGCUGACUGCUCUGCUUCUCUGAUCUUUCAGCAUUUACCCUAAUUACCUGGCUCCAGGUUUUUAUUAAGACCAAUUAGAAUUCAUGCUACACCUGGCUGAAAUAGGACUAAGUUCAAAACAUCAAAUUUCAAAAUAUCAAUGACCUACAGAAGAAGUCAGGAUUUAAAAGUGAUCCACCUACACCACUGUAUGCAUGGUCCUUUUCCUGAAAACUAGGUACCAAUCAUUUACCUCUUUCCUAGAAACCACUCAAAGAAUUCUUUUGUCUUUUCAAUGUUGCAUCAAUCAAGGUUAUGUUAGAUAGGAACAAUUAUUCAAAUUCCUGCUAUGCAAGAUGAUAUGAGGGAAUAUUUCCCCACGUUCCUAACACAGACCCAUCCUCCAGAAAGUAAACUGGGGGCAGCAACAGACUUUAACUAAAAUGAUGUUUUUUAAUGGGAACCAGAGAUAUGGUUACAAUUAUGGUAGUCUGACACAAACAACACACAUACAUACAUACACACACACACACACACACAUACACACACA
Messenger RNA from Peromyscus californicus insignis, 15011 nucleotides. RefSeq names its product PYD and CARD domain containing (gene Pycard). Gene Ontology annotation, biological process: regulation of apoptotic process; inflammatory response; innate immune response. The record is from RefSeq and is a predicted model, not a curated record. NCBI's taxonomy places the organism in Eukaryota, Metazoa, Chordata, Mammalia, Rodentia, Cricetidae. The transcript is spliced from 3 exons. The coding region runs from base 558 to 1142 and encodes 194 amino acids.